UCAAGCAAACAUUUUUCAUCGUGCUUCACAGAAUGGCUUUAUUUUUCAAGACUUUCGCGCUUGUAGCGUUUGCGUCAUACGCCUACUGCAGUCAUGCGCCAGGUUACUCGUACAACCGCUUUAGUGGUCCAGUGAGUGGCAAGAUUGUGGAGGUCCAGGUCCCUGCAGCUCACGGAGUACCAGCUCAGCAGCACGCAGACUACGGGUACGACCACCAAGCGGGCAAGAUCAACCCAGAGACAGCCAAAUAUGACCGUUUGAAAACCGUAGAUUAUGUGGCGAAACCCGAUUACCACUACGCAUAUGGCGUUGAAGACCCUCACACCGGUAACCAGCAGAGCCACAAGGAAUACAGAGAUGGCGACGUCGUACACGGAGAAUACUCUUUGGUGGAGCCCGAUGGUUCCCUAAGGCUCGUCAAGUACACGGCUGAUCCCAAAAAUGGUUUUCAAGCAACAGUUCACAAACAAGCAAAUCAUCAAGCACCAAGACCUGCUCCCGCGCAACACAGACAUGAAGAACGGGAAAACGACUAUUAG
Messenger RNA from Pieris brassicae (large cabbage white), 539 nucleotides. RefSeq names its product cuticle protein 21-like (gene CPR130). The record is from RefSeq and is a predicted model, not a curated record. The coding region runs from base 33 to 539 and encodes 168 amino acids. Lineage: Eukaryota; Metazoa; Arthropoda; Insecta; Lepidoptera; Pieridae. Gene Ontology annotation, cellular component: extracellular matrix. The transcript is spliced from 4 exons.